Messenger RNA from Ooceraea biroi (clonal raider ant), 5042 nucleotides. RefSeq lists its product as uncharacterized. Lineage: Eukaryota; Metazoa; Arthropoda; Insecta; Hymenoptera; Formicidae. The record is from RefSeq and is a predicted model, not a curated record.
AUGUCGACGAUUAUCGAUAAAGGUUAUUCUGACUUAUCUGAAAAGAGACAAAGAUACUCUACCUGUCGGGUAAAACUUACCAAGAAGUUGGAAAAAUCGGCCCUCGAUAAGUUAAAGACGCGACGCUGCCCCGCGGACAACACUGGUAUUGGUGUUGCGAGAACAUUCCGGUACGAACAGGCGUGCACGCGGUGUAAAGCGCUUCCUGAGACUUCGUGUGUUUAUCAUCGGGUUCACGCUAUCCUUGCAAGGUCGUACGUUCUUCACAUCAUUAGUGCCGUUACUCCCCCAUACAGCACGGCAAGAUUGCCGCAAUAUUGCAGCAACAUUUUUCGGCAAGAUUGCAAUAUUGCAGAACCAUUGCGAAAUAUUGUUGCAAGAGUACUGCAAGAUUGCAGCAACGCAAUGUUGCUGCAAACUUUUGUGCUGUAUGGGUCAACCUUCGACCAUUGCGACUUGGAAGACAAAUCCAUUCUUUGUGUAAUUUUAAUCUCAGUUUCCGUGAGAGAAGAUCGUACAUUGGUGCAUGCAAGAGGUUACGUUCCGCUUUUACUCGCGAAGUCGUGCGUUCUACGAAUUAUCGGUGCCAAAGGUACUGUUCGUUAUUAUUCGGACUUCAAUCAUUGUGACUGAACAAAGAAGACACGCUCUUCAAUUUUAAUCUGUGUUUCCACGAGGAAAGAAGACGAUCUCGUACGUGCAACAGUUACUGAUAUGUUCUGUGGUAUUUAUCCUUCAACGUCAAUAUAUUAUCUGUUGUAUCUGCGACUUGUUCUUGCGCAAUUAGCGGUAAUACAGUGAAAUAUUGCGCAAUUAUAGAUAAUACAGAGUCUGGUGUUACAUAAUUAUUCCCUAGUUCGCCAAAGCAAGUGGUUCAAGAAAAUACAUAUUUGCUUUGUUGUAUGGAAAUGUAUAUACAAUCACGGAAGUGGAAUCGUUUUAACGUUUCUACAUAUAUAAUAAUACUUAAAACUACCGUUAUACUUAUUAUCAAUUCGAUCGUUGUUACUGGUAAAAGUGAAUAUUUAUGUUCCACUUGCUGGUGUGAAUAAUUAUGUUUCAUUUGCGUUUUCUCAUACAAUACGAUACAAGAAACCUGUUCCUGUACCCUUUUGCAAGUUCUAUAAUAUAAAUAUGGAAGGGCAAAGUCUAAAAACCUCAAUCUGUCGAAAGACGCUACACACUAUCUGACAGACAAAAAAGAAGGAUUAGAAUGGAAUACAAAAACAAUGCUUAUUUAUUAAGUUCAACCAGUCGGACUGUCCAUACUACUAAUGAUAUGCAUUUAUCUGAUUCCUCCAUUACAUCUCAAGACACUAUUAAUUUCAAUAAUAUUUUAAACGAUGAGACUUGCAGUGCAAAUAUAGUAAAUGCACAAAGAAUUGAUAGUUUGUCUCCUUCGUGUAUGUUUGACAGUAAUUCUAUUAGCAACGAUAGUAAUGAACAUGAAUCAAGGACGAAGUCCUUCACAAGUUACUAAUUUUUAUGAUAUUGGUAUAUCAUCAUCAGAUCUUCAGGUAUACACAUGUGCAGCGUUAGGCCCGAUACACACUAGCGGUCCGCUCACGGUCCGAUCAAAUAUUCUUCUAUUGGUUAUAAUGGACGUAUUCACAUUACGGGUAACGCUCAAGUCCCGCUCCGCUCCAUUAUAACAAUAGAAAAAUUUGAUCGGACCGUGAGCGGACCGUGAGCGGACCGCAAGUGUGUAGCGGGCCUUAGCAGAUGAGGUAUAUCACAUAUUAAUAUUCAUGAAGUCAGUGCAAAAGGUUACAGAAUGCCGUAUUGGGAUAGCACAACAGAUGAGAGUAGUGAUGAUAGUACGGCAGAUAAUGCUUUGUAUCCACCGCAAUAUAUUGUAGUUGCUAUAAUGCAUAAUGAAGCAUUGUAAUUAGAAUUGUUAAUCGCCCGAAGAGCAAUCUGUAUUUUUGUUCGUUUUCGAUGGCUUUUCUGCAAAACGUAAUGCGUGUUUUUUUAUAAAUGUUUUUAUAGAUGUCAAAUAAUAUUUGUUACAAUUGUAUUUAUUAUAUCUGUAAUAGAUAUGGCUAUUACAGUCGUAUCUAUCUUUGUUUUUUUCGAUGCUUCUGCAAUACAUAAUACAUACAACUAUUUGUUUUUUUCGAUUCUUCUUCUGCAAAAAAAACGCGUUUUGCAGAAGCCUUGAAAAGAAAAUUCAAUUACAGAAAUCAGAAGCGUGCAGAGAGAGGUGGCCGCCCGCGUGCAAAAAUAAUUUCGUCGCCCCAAAAGUGUAUAUACAUAGUUAGUACUGAAAUUUUUCUUUUAAAAUAUUUAAAGCCUCGCCAACAUUUAGAAAGUUGCUAUUUAGCUGCCAUUUCAUCUCAUUUAUAAUGAAAUAGGUCAUAGCACAAUUCAAUGAAUUUCGAAUUUGGCCGUCCCUAAUUUUGGCCGCCUGCGUGCCAUGCACGCAUUGCACGCUCGCUAGGCACGCCACUGUCAGAAAUUACAUUACAUCUGUAAUGUUAGAUUAUCUAAUAUUUUCUCCUUUAUUAAACGCGACGCGUCGGUUUCUACAAACCGGUGAUUUACUUUUUAAACGCCAAGUUUCUUUUCUUCAACUUUCCGUUUACGUAAUACCGUCAAGUGGAGAGAUACCGUCGAUAAUAUAAACAAUAGAUAAUAAGCAUAGCGUAAACAUAAAAUAGAGCCGAAUGCAACGCUGAUUCUUACGGACCGGCGUGACGUAAACCGAAAGUCCAGCGCCGAUCUGUAAGGACCGGCGUGGAAUUUUACGUGUGUUAUCAUAUUUCAAUGUAACUAUAGUUUGUAAUUGUAAUAAUUUUGAUCCAGCAAACGCUUUAAAUUAGUAUUAAUGAUACAAAAUUGUACUUACAUUCGUUUUUAUAAUACUUUAAGAUUGUAAGAUUGUUGUACUUUUUCUAAUAAUGUAAUCAAAUAUAAUACAUAUCUGUUAAUGUUAUUAAAUAUAAAACUUUAUGUAAUUGUAAAUAAUAAGUCCAAUCACAUUUCUUUUCAUUUCACAUCAGGUAGAGAUUGACGACAGAUCUGAUAUUCCUAAAGCCCGCAUUCACAGUCGAUAUUCCAUUAGAGAAUCUGUUAUAACUAUUUAGAUUUUAGCCAAUUAAAAUAAUUAUUUUAACGUUAAAAUUGGCUAAAAUAUAAAUAGUUAUAACAGAUUCUCUAAUGGAAUAUCGACUGUGAAUACGGGCUUUAGGAAUAUCAGAUCUGUCGUCAAUCUCUUGUCGUUUCUAGCGACAGAUUUGGUUUCUGUUUGUUGCCAAUCUGCCGUCACUUUUGAAAACAGAUCUUGUCUGCAUUAGACGCCACUUUGUUGACAUAUCUGGUAACAGAUUCAGUCUACGUUUGGUACAAAUCUCGAUAUGUUUGAUGACAAAUUUGCUUCUUGUAUGGCGUAAAUGUUUCGUCAUUUGUUGGGACAGAUUUGGUCUACGUUUGUUGCCAAUCGGCUGCCUCUUUGCAGUAAACAGAUCUGUCCUAUGUUUGUUGUGUCAAUCUGUCGUCGCAUUGCUAUUGUCAGAUCUUGUUGUCGUCAAUUUGACUGCGGAAUAUGUUCUUCAGAUUUGGUUCACAUUGGAGACCAACUGAGGACACAGUAGGCCUUGGCUUUGGCAUUAUAGUUCCGCUGGUAUUUGUUUCUCAUUUGGCAACAUCCCAUAACCAAAAUGUUUGCUGGGUCCUUAUUUAUAAAGAAUAGUCUAUAAAUCUGCCCACAACAUUUAAAAUAUCAGCAAUACGAAUAUAUCCUUUACAUAUUCUAUAAAUGUUCACAGAAUAUUCAAAUGUAUUGAAAAUGUAGAUGGCGUUCAGAAAGCACAGGAAAUACCAUGGACAUAGGAAUACAGGGACAGAGCAUAAACUCAUAACAUAGGUGAGGGGAGUGAAGCCAAAACGCGGGGAGUAACUGUGCCUAAUUUUUGUUGGCUAUAGCUGUGCGCAUGCUCAGUACUACUUUUUUCGAAUGAUUGACAGAUUUCAUGUCAUCUGAGAUGAUCUGACGCACUAUGACGCGUGACAACGUGAAUGUACAAUUAAUAAUAAAUUAAUAAUACAUAAAUCAUGGACAUUGGAAUGACAUAAAUUAAUAAUAAUAAAUAAAAUAAUUUAUUACAAAUGCGGGCACUGGAUGAAAUUGAUAAUUUUUCAAGAUGCAAAAUAUCAAUCCACAAAUUGCGAAUGGUACUAUUCUUUGGAAAACUAAAAAUAAUAUUUUAAACUAUUAUGAAAAUAAAGUAAUAUUUAAUAUUAAUAUUUAAACUUUUAUUUAAUAAAAUAAAUUAACACAAUUAAUAUUAACCUAUGAAAUGUCACUUUUUGUUUAUCAAUGUUUUUUUCCAAUUUUGAUAAUCUGAUCUAUUUUACAGUUUGGCACACAACAUAACACCAUUUAAAAAAAUUUAAUAACACUUCACUAACACUAUAAACACUAUAAACACUGUAAAUAUUAUAAAUGCUAUUUUACUAUUAUUAUUUUGUUGGUUGUCACAAUAUAAAUUUUUUGCAACGAAAUAUAUGAAUAAUUUUUAUAUAUGUACUAAUGCGCAUGCGCAAACUACAGCCAAUCAAAUUUAGGCACACUUUACCACGUCGCACCGUCCCGCAGUGGCUUCACCCCCGCAAUGAUAUGCUCUGUCCCUGUAUUCCUAUGUCUAUGGGAAAUACCAACUCAUAACCUAAUCUCUUUUUCGUUUCACUUUCACGUGGAGCACUUCCGGAUUACCAUACGCAAAUUGGCGACAAAUUAUUUUACGUCUUCAUAUAUAGUGUUCAUUUUGCAAGUGUUCAAGUGUUCAUGUUUGAAAUAUAUACUAUGUAUAUAAAUUAUAUUUAUUUUUCCAUCAUUGAUCAGUUAGAUACAAAUACAUAUGUUGAUAAAAAAAGAUAAAAAAUAACAUCAAAAUAUGUUUCAUCAUGUAUAUAUAAGUCAUCCUAUACAUAAGUUGUAAUAUACUAAUUUAGUUGUGAAUUUAUAUAUACAUAUAUUAUAAAUAAUCAAUUGCAAUCUAUCCUAUAUCAUAACUAUGUUUAUUAUAUGUAUAUGAUAAAAC